Molecule: messenger RNA, 2522 nt
Organism: Capsaspora owczarzaki ATCC 30864
Lineage: Eukaryota; Filasterea; Ministeriida; Capsasporidae
Exons: 2
Coding region: 1-2433 (810 amino acids)
Biological process (GO): RNA polymerase III preinitiation complex assembly
Cellular component (GO): transcription factor TFIIIB complex
Molecular function (GO): TFIIIC-class transcription factor complex binding
Source: RefSeq, a predicted model, not a curated record
AUGGUUUUGAAAUUUGCGCCAAAAGUGCCGAAUUCUGGUUUGUCGACGGCGACUUCGACGCGGCGAAGACCGGUCGCGGCAGUUGAUGCGCCUGCAGUGUCACAGCAGCAGGACGACGAGGAGCACGACGCGAGCCGGGCGACCGCAGCCCCGCCAGCAACAGAGGUCGAGGCCGAGCGCGCGAAUGCACCACGCGACGACGCCGACAACCACCGCCACAACCACGACGACGCUGCCCCGACUCCUGAUGAUGCUGCUGCUGCUGCUGCUACUGCUUCUGCUGCUGCUUCUGUUGGCACUCAGGAAGCAUCGUCAUUGUCAUCGUCAUUGCCAUCGCAGCUGCCGUCCGCGGCGUCGUCCAUCGCUUCGAAUACUGCCGUACCGUCGUCGUCCCCUUCUGCGCUGCUCUCGUCGGCGGCGGCUGCCAUUGUCGGACUGACAGCGACGGCAACCGCUCCUGCUGCAAACAAGCUCCGGUUUGCACCGCGCAUCCCGCCAGCGGGUGGAGCUGCUCGGAGACCGGCCGCCGCCGUUGCCAUCGCCAUCUCCACUCCAGCCAACUUCAAUGAGGACGACGCGGCCACCCAGGGCGCUUCCCAGGACACUGGAGCACCGUCGAGCGAUGCACACAGUGGAACAGAUGCUGCUGGGACUUCUGCUAGUGGGGGAUUGAGCACUCGUCCCGCUGCUUCAACCUCGGCCUCAAGCGGUCGCCCGAUUGCCUCACUCAUCACCAUACCCUCGUCAUCAGCAGCAGCAUCAUCAUCAUCGUUGUCGUCGAGUGCGCUGCCAUCGUCUGCAUCGUCCUCGUCCUCGUCCCGGAAUGCGGCAACUGCCAUUUCUGCUCCAGGCUCUGGCGCUUCGUUAAUCUCCAUGCCCGAGUCAAUCGAGCCCGCCUAUAUCAGUCAUCAUGGUGCUAGUAGUAUUAGCAGCAGUAGUGGUACUAGUAGUACAGGCGCCAGUCAUAGUCAGAUGGACGCCAGCAGUCAGUGGUCGCUGCAGCGAUGGUCGGAAUCUUCAACAGCUCACCAUUUAACAACGAGCGCUUCGAUCGCCGAUGGCAACGACCCUUCGUCCAUGCUCGUGCCGGCGACAGCCGUCAAAAAGUCAAAAAAGCGCAUUACAGGUGUCAGCGAUACGCGCAAGCGCCGUGCCGCUGCCUCUGCCGAGGCUCGCAAACGCACCAAGCUCGAUUCUUCCAGUCAAGCUGGCGAUGACGACAAUGCAACGCGGAGUAACGAUGUGAGCGGAGGGAGCGAGGACGAGGACAGUGACGACGAAGCAGACGGCAGCAGUAACAACAACAGCAUGCUUGGUGCCAGUGCCACUGAAGAGUCUGCUGCUGGUGGCAUCAGGGAUCACGCCGUCCCCGUGCCCAGUCUCGUCGCAAGCCGCUCGCUGGCCGUCCCAAUUGCCUACGGGAGCAGCGAGGCCCCUCCUCUGGCUACAAGCACCAAUGUGAUUGCGCCUCAGCUCACCAUUGACGCUGAGGGCAACAUUGUGAUGGCCAAGGACAGUUUGGUGGUCACAACGACCACAAUUGCGCCAGAGGCCAAGGUUGUUGGCGAAGCCAUCAAAGAGACAGGCGUCAUGUCGACCUAUGCAUCCUACCUCAAGCGCUCCAAAGCGGAACGCUGGACGCCGCAGGAGACGGCACGCUUUUUCGAGGUACUGAGCAUGGUUGGCACCGACUUUUCGCUGGUCAACCAGUUCUUCCCGGACCGCGACCGCCGCCAAAUCCGCAACAAGUACAAGCGAGAAGAACGAGAAAACCGGGCGCGGGUCGACUAUGCCCUGCGCAACCGCAAACCGCUCACAAUGGCCAUCGACGUGCACGGCACCGGUGAGCCAGACUUGCUGCCCGUCCUACCGCGAUCUGCCGCAUCGAGUCCCUCCAAAACGUCAGAUCUUCUUGCUGCAGCCGCUGCUGCAGCGGCCAGUGCUGCCUCCAGCCCUGACGUCAAGACACCACGGCGGCUCGCCAAAGUCCACAUGAACGGUUUGCCCGACAUUGAAGCCGGCGAGGACGAGCGCCUGUUCCUGGAGCAGCUCUUCCACCGCAUGGAGGAGGAUGCUGCCGCCCCGGGCUCUGUCGCGUCGAGUGCUGCUGCUGCUGCUGCUGCUGCACCGGGAUUGCAUGCUGCACUGCCUGGGCCGCCUACUACUACUACCACUGCUGCCACGUCGGGUAAAUCCGCAAAAGCUGGAUCUUCGCGGCAACGUCCGUCUUCCGAGUCGCUCGGCUUUGGCUCUGGACGUCCGACGACCAUUGGCCUACCGCUGGGUAGUGGUGAAGAUGCAUCUGGCUUUUUGUCAAGAUCGACGAACGACGGUGGUGGCAACGACGACGACGAUGGCGACGACAACGAGCUCGUCCACACUGGAUAUGCCCAAGACAACCGCGACGACUAUGAUGAGGCUGACGAGUAUUAAGCAUUGCUUUUGGUGCUCGUCUUGUGAUGUCAGCAGCAGCGACGUGAGCUGAGCUGAGCUGUUUUGUUAAUGACCCAUUCAUUCUCUGC